This is a messenger RNA of Schistosoma rodhaini, 813 nucleotides long. NCBI's taxonomy places the organism in Eukaryota, Metazoa, Platyhelminthes, Trematoda, Strigeidida, Schistosomatidae. The record is from the annotation of a GenBank genome assembly.
AUGGAUACACGUAAUGAUGAAUUAUUAAUAGACGACCAUGAAUCUAUACUAUUCCAAGACUAUCAUUAUAUGAAUCAUAUAAAUCCAGAUUGUAAAUUUUACACACAUCAAAAUCAACACCAACAUUCAGACAAUCCGUUACAUCGUUAUCGUACAAAAUGUGAAACUAUGCAAAAUAAUUUAUUGAUGUUCAAUAGAUCAAAUUUUUUUGAAAAUCAUGAUUAUUUCAAUCUGGGAUUAGAAGAUAACACAUUUCGUUUACAGAAUACCCUAGAAAAUAUGAAUUUCUCACUUCAAAAUAAUGAUACCAGAAUAUGUAACACUGAAUUAUUUGAUAUCAAUGAUAAUUUGAAAACAAGUCAUGAUGAUAUACUCAACAUAACUAAUGAAUCAUGUUCAGAAUAUAUUCAUAAUGUUUAUAAUAAAGAUUUCCAAUCUGUUGCUAAGGUACGCGAAAGACGAAGAAUGUUCAGUAUUAAUUCAGCGUUCGAAGCUUUAAGAUCAUGUUUGCCAACAUUCCCGUAUGAAAGACGAAUAUCUAAGAUUGAUACAUUACGACUUGCUAUUGCGUAUUUGGCAUUGUUGAAAGACUUAUUAGCCAACAUGGAAAUAAUGAAUGCAGAACAAAACAUAGAAAGAGGUCAGCUAGUGAUACAGUUCAUGAUUAACCGGCUAAAUUCAUCUCAAAGACACCAACUUAGUUGGUAUACAAGUGAUUUAAUUGCACGUCUAAAUUGGAUACGUUGGGAUCGACUUGGUUAUUGUGGUACAAUCGACUGGUCAUCUUCAAUUCAUUCUGACUGUUAUCAGUAA